GGGCACUAGCACUUCAGUCGCGAAGUCAGACCGUAUCACUCUCGCCCAAAAUACCAUCAACACGUUAACCCCCUCCCUGGACACUUCCUCUGCAGAAUUUAGCGGUCUCGGAUACUGGCAAUGUGGUAAUGUCUUCUCUGCGAUGGCCAACGACGACCACGUUGCAGGAACCACGACCAACCAAGCCAUCGUAACACAAGGACUGAACCAGGCAUUCAGCGACUACUCUGACUAUGAUCAAUACGGUUACAAUGAUGAUGCACUAUGGUGGGCAACCGCAGCAUAUUACGGAUAUAGGGCCUAUGGUGACCAAGGCCUCCUUAACAACGCUAUCGCGACCUGGCAACACGUCUCGAACUAUGUCAUCUCUGCUGCCAAUGCAGCUGCAGGAAGUAUUUCCACCAAGAGCUUUGCCAUCGAAGGGUCCUGCGGCGCAACUAUGGCAGGUGGUGUGUUCUGGAGACCUACUUCUGAUGACACUUCCGUCAACUCUGUUACUACUGGACUCUACAUGACGCUAUCUGCCUUCCUCGGCGAAGCUACUGGCGAUAGUACCUAUACAACUGCUGCUGAGCUCAGCGCCACGUGGAUACAGAAUGUCAACCUUAACUCUGACUACCUUGCCCUUGACACGGUUGAUGCUCAAGACUGCUCUCGCUCAGCCGCCACAGAGCUUUUCACGUACAACAGCGGGAAGCUCAUCGAGGGUGUGGCCGUGCUUGCACAAAGCAACUCAGCCUGGAGUGGACUCUUAGCAAAUGCAGUUUCUGGUGCUACCCACACAACAGCCUGGCAAGGCAACAACGGCAUCAUCACAGAGGGUGCGGAUGUCAGCGCUGAUAAUGAUGCCGUUGGCUUCAAAUCUGUCCUCAUCCGGGCUUUGCAUGAAGCUUACACCAGGAACUCAGGCAACAGCGCCUUACAAACACUGAUUCAAAGUUACAUCGACGUCCAGUACAAUGCCCUCGCCAAUCUCGCAUCGACCAACAGCGGAGGCACUAUCUGGUACUCACCUGCCUGGGCAGGACCCGGUCCAUCGUCGAUGAUCUCUUGGGGCCAGCUUGCCGCAUUGGACGUGCUCGUCUCGGUUAUCGAUACUAAUAACUAAUAGAUGGAAGAAUAUCCAGCAUCAGGCAAUACUGUAGCAGAUUGCCUAGCUGAAAGAUAAAUGUAAUAUAGCAUGACACAGGACAGGAUUAUUGAUUAUUGAUGGCACUUCUGAAUCAUCCUAUUUCAGCU
This is a messenger RNA of Serpula lacrymans var. lacrymans S7.9, 1239 nucleotides long. RefSeq lists its product as uncharacterized. NCBI's taxonomy places the organism in Eukaryota, Fungi, Basidiomycota, Agaricomycetes, Boletales, Serpulaceae. The transcript has 10 exons. Gene Ontology annotation, biological process: carbohydrate metabolic process. The record is from RefSeq and is a predicted model, not a curated record. The coding region runs from base 143 to 1108 and encodes 321 amino acids.